AUGGAAUCUGUGAAAAUGGGUGGACAACAUGUACGAGUCGAAAUGGAUCAUUUGAAUGGAUAUCUUAUUUCAUACUGGGAGAAUACAACGGAGGGAUCAAAAGUUAUCACUGACUAUGUUACCAAUCUAUUCAAUAUUGAUGUAUCAGAUAUCUGGGCUUCAAAGCAAUCCUUCCAUAUAAUUCAACAUGUGAUCAGUAGACAAAAGACACCAUUGAAAAACGUUAGUUACUCGGACUCCAGUGCCACAUCAUCAGAAGAAAUGACAUAUAUUCUGAAAUACUGUGGUUCUAUGUCUCGAUUAAGCAUGCACCUAAAACCUCCUCAAAACUUUCGUUUCACGGAAAAGUUUCCAAAAAUCGAUUGCUUAGAUAUUAGUGAUGGAGAAUGGGUGACAAGUGACAACCUAUUGAGCAUGGAUGGAAUUGAUAUUUAUCUAGACAAUGCAAAACUAUCCUAUAGUGAUUUGAAUGUUUUCCUCAAGCACUGGCUGUCUGGAGGGUGUCCCCGAUUGAAACUAUUCUGCGCUAGAACAGGAUCCGUGGAUAUCUUACAAGUACUUGACGGCCUCAUACAUAAUGCCGUUUUUGUGGAGAAUAGUCGAGAAUACACCAGCCCAUUUGGAUACAGCAGAAUUUUGUCAUUUGGAGUCGAUGUACGGCGUGUGGAUGGUGUGACUGCUACAGUAUGCCUUCAGGAAACUGGAAUCUUGGUUAUUGCUGUUUGGCCAGAGGCGACUUAUAAUUAUAAUUAA
Messenger RNA from Caenorhabditis remanei, 753 nucleotides. RefSeq lists its product as uncharacterized. The record is from RefSeq and is a predicted model, not a curated record. The transcript has 2 exons. Bases 1 to 753 code for a protein of 250 amino acids. NCBI's taxonomy places the organism in Eukaryota, Metazoa, Nematoda, Chromadorea, Rhabditida, Rhabditidae. Gene Ontology annotation, biological process: embryo development.